AUGCUCAGCUACCCAAGCUCUUUGUGCAUUUUUGAGCAUCUGGAUGUGAAUAGAAGACUCCAACUCGCCGCUAAAUGUCCAUCUCUCCGAACCGCCCAUAGAAUCGCCCCAAUGAAAAUCGAAGACCUGGAAAUCCAGGAAUCCUCAAUCACCAUCAACAACUGCGUCCAAGAAUUUGAAGCCAUCUCUCCCACAGAGAUACAGUACACCUACACCAGAAUGGGAUGCGAUUGGAAGUCUUCUGUCCAAACCCUGCAUACUCAAGCUACAGUAACUCAAAUUAUCAAAUCCCUAGUUGCCAAUUUCUUCGGAAAGAACGCCAAAAUCCACGUGAAGAAUCUGAAAACUACCAGUGGACUUCUAGAAGCAUUUGGACCGAUUUUGAAGCUCUCAACGCCACUGGAAAAGCUGCGUACUAGUGUGAAGGGUCCAUGGGACUCAAUCUUCUCAAACCCGAUUCUUAGAUCUGCUCGCUGGUUGGUCCUGGACGAUCUCACGGAGACGAUUGACUGGGCGGACACCCUAAAACCCCUCGAGAACCCAAGAAUUCAAAUGGAAGGCUCCCAAAUUGAUCAAGACGUUUUGCAUCGAAUGGUUUGGGAUUGGUUGGAAAAGCCACGGCCGAUCGGGUAUCGAUUUACGACUCCGAUCAGUGUCCGAGUCAUCAUGCGGUCGUUCUACGUGGAAUUUGGGGCGUUCUGGAAGGAUAUUCCAACUGAAUACAACGGCAAUACCUACUGCCUUGUGAUCCACACCACUGACACCUACGAACUUGUUGUCUACAGCCAAAGAAAUCCCAAUUUGGUUUUCGACCCUCGUCUUAGCGAUGAUGAAUCGAAGCUAGCGCUGUUCACUCUGGAAGUGGUCCCUCUUGGAAAGACCUUGCCGUGUUCGACACGAUUUGCUUAA
Molecule: messenger RNA, 909 nt
Organism: Caenorhabditis briggsae
Lineage: Eukaryota; Metazoa; Nematoda; Chromadorea; Rhabditida; Rhabditidae
Exons: 3
Coding region: 1-909 (302 amino acids)
Source: RefSeq, a predicted model, not a curated record